GUUCGUGAACUUCGAAAUAAAAGCCGUAACUGUUGCCCGUCCCCACGAAGCUCCAGAGAGCUGCGUCGUUUCCCUGCGUGGGGAGGAAGGGGAUCUCCUGAGGCUGCGCUCGCCGGGAGGACGGCGCCCCUCCAGCAUCCUGGGUGGCUGUGGGGUCAGCAGGAGGUAACCGUAGUUUUCCUGGGGUCUGUGACCAAUGAGGAUAAUAGCGUGGAUAGAUUUAAGAUCAAGCCACGUGCCCGUCGCAGCCAGUGUGGCAUCUUUCGUGAAUGCUGUAGAUGUUUACAGAAAUGAUACAGAAGACGAUAGUGAAAAUCUCCCUUUCUUGAGAAUUGAGCCUUUUUUUGUAUAGUUCCAACCUGAAUGAGGAACUUGCCAUCAAAGGAUAAUCUUUUCUUCCUGGAUUGUGGCAGAUUGUUAACUGUUUGUGUUCAAUGGGACGACGAAUUCACUUUGUGGUUGACCCUCAGGGUUGGUGCUGCUUGGGUCUGAUUAUCUUUGUCUGGUUAUACAAUACAAUCUUCAUUCCGAAAGUCAUCCUUUUUCCUCACUAUGAAGAGGGGCAUAUUUCAGUUGUGGCAAUUUUAUGUUAUUACUUCUGCUCAUUGUUUUGUAUAGCUUCACUAUUAAGAGCCUCAGUAGCUGAUCCAGGAAAGCUACCUGAAAACCCAAAGAUACCAAUUACAGAACGAGAAUAUUGGGAAGUAUGUAACAAAUGCAAUAUGAUGAGACCAAAGCGUUCACACCAUUGCAGUCGUUGUGGACAUUGCGUGAGGAGGAUGGAUCACCACUGUCCAUGGAUUAAUAAUUGUGUUGGUGAAGACAAUCAUUGGCUGUUUUUGCAGCUGUGUUUCUACUCUCAGAUCCUUAGUUCCUAUACGCUGGUACUUGAUUUCUGCCAUUACUACUACUUUUUGCCUCUGAAAAGAGAAAAUGGGGAUGUUUUUAUAUUUAGACAUGAACUUGCACUCCUAAGAAUAUCUGCCAUCAUGGGUCUAAUAAUAUUAGGUGGAAUAAGUGGACUGUUUUACACACAGCUAAUGGGUAUUUUCACUGACACUACAAGUAUAGAAAAAAUGUCAAACUGUUGUGAAGACAUAUCGAGGCCCCGAAAGCCAUGGCAGCAGACCUUCUCAGAAGUUUUUGGCACUCAUUGGAAGAUCCUGUGGUUUAUUCCUUUCAGGCGGAGGCAACCACUGCGAGUUCCCUACCACUUUGCCAAUCAUGUCUGAACAGAUGGAUGGUGGGCACAGAUGGGUUCUCCAUGCUGGAAGUGCGUUACACGUUUUAUGAUAAUAGGACUAUGACAGUCUUCAAGUCAGUUAAAAUCCACCCACCAAUCGCAGGCAUCACAAUGUGCCUCAGGCUUUAUUUUAAUAGUGGUCUUGAUUCUGUUUUGAGAUUAAUGCAAGUUGUAUGUUUAACUUGAGGCGUAUUUACUUUAUUAGUUUUCUAAAGGGAUUUAUUUUGCCUUUGAGAUUAAUACCAAACCCAAAUGAAUAGAGUGCAAUCUUACUCUUACUUGUUUGAUACUGGCUCUUUUGAUACAUAUUUUGGUUUUUUUGGUAGGAAACACUGAAGUCUGCGUUGAUUCUUGGCUUUCCAACUAAGUGUCUUAUGCUGCCUGGAAUUUUUUUAAGUAUUUUUAUCAGUAGACCUGUCUAGAUCAUGUUUGUGUCUUAUUUCUGCUAUGUGUGUUUAAAGUUUCUUUAUACUGCCAUUUAUUUAUGAUAUCCAGUAGUAGUUCUGAAGCACUGCACUAUUUAAAACUGAGGCAGAAUUCUUCCUGAACCUUUCUCAGAAAGGUUUUCGUAAAUACAUGUAAAUGUAUGUUUUUAUAUAGAGACAUCUCAAAUCUUACAGUUAUCUUAGUAAAAAAUGUUUGUCUUUAUGUCAACAAAAGCUGUAAACUGUUCCAGGGUAAAAUAUGCAGAUAGAAAUCACGAUUUACCUAUAUCCCAAGGAUUUCUUUCCUGUAAAUCAACAAAAAAGUUGUAUGGUGUGAAUAUUAGAAUGAUUACCUUUUAAAAAUACAAAUUUAAUCAGUUAGCAUAAUAGAUCAUAAAGAGAGUAUAUUGUCAGUAAAUUAUAAAUUUUGUAUUUACUUUUGCUUAGUUAUUAUUAGCUGGAAUCGGUCUAAAUGCUUGUAUAUGGGAAAUACAUGUGACAAUAUUUUAAAAUAUUUGUACGCACAUACAGAUAUUUGCUACUAACAUCUAUAGUAAAAUAUAUUACCUGAUUUAAUAGGGUACUAUGUUGAUGUACAAUAGCUUAUUGUGGGCCCUUUUAAGUAUGGAAGUAAUUAACCAAAGAAAGCAUCCUGAAGAUUACAUCAGUAAAAUGUUGAUUCCCAAAGUACUAGCUCAGCUUUGCUGUAUCUGGAAAAAUUAUGUGAUUUAUUAUAGACUUCUGUAUCUGUACAAAUAUUAGCAUGAGAUGUUUGUGAUUUUUGAAAGUUUUGUACAUUUUUGAGACAUUCAGAGCUUUAGUGUUUUCAUUUGUGCCACUGACUGUGUCUGUUGUCUAAUCUAACAGGACUGGGAUCCACCUUAAAUGACAGCCAUGCAACAGAUAAGAAAAGGCACAAAAUCAGGAUGUAAUAUACGUAGGUUAUGUUUGAAAAGAGCAGUAGUUUGUUAACAGUUCAUUCAAAGAGAAGUGCUAGAUUUUUCAUGAGUGGUAUUCACAGAGAAUUUCUAGAUCAGCUGUUUUUAAAUUCUUAACAGUCACUGCCAAUGUGUCCUUGUGGGUGUCCUUGUGUUGAAUUCACAGAUUUUGAUCCAUUGGAAGUUCCAAAAGCUGCCUCUUAAAAAUAAUUUGAAUUUUAAACAUUUUAUGAAACUUCUGAUAUUUGGACCAAUUUCACUUUCCUUCUCCUUCUAGAAAUAGUCGCAAUAUUUCCUUCAUUUAAGUUUCAAGCUUAAUGCUCAACCAAUUUUUCACACCAUUUUUAGACGUGAGUUUAUACUUUCUUUAGGAUGGUGUUGGCAGCAAUAUUUCAACAAAAGGAAGCUUGAGGAAAACGGAUGGAAAAGCCUGAGCAGUGCUUGAAAUUAAAAAGAGUGAGCAUAUGCUUUAUCAAGUAAUGCCCACAUUCUCUCUUUUUUUCCAAGGACCUCCAUUAUUGCAGUCUCUGAACCACAUUGGAGAACAGCAGCAGUUUUGUUUUACGUGCCAGCAUUUAAAUCUGUUUCAUGAGCAAAAUAUGGUAUUUUUUUCAAGUUUUUCAUGCUAUUCAAUUAUCAGAUCAUACAGUUUCAAAGCCUGUUAAAAAAAGGGGAUAAAUUUAUUGGUUUUGAUCGAAUGUACUGUUUUUAAUUGAAUUUAUGUAGCGUUGCCUUCAGUGUGGGUGCACAUGAUGAUUAUUUCCGUUUUCUACUGUCAUCGUUUCCUGUAAUUUGACCGUGCAUGGAGAAUUAAAUCAGAAAUACACGACCUGCCCGCCGGCAGGAACCUCGCUGGUGAAAAAGCGU
This is a messenger RNA of Cuculus canorus (common cuckoo), 3473 nucleotides long. It is a transcript of the gene ZDHHC21, whose product is annotated as zinc finger DHHC-type palmitoyltransferase 21. Gene Ontology annotation, molecular function: protein-cysteine S-palmitoyltransferase activity. The transcript is spliced from 10 exons. Bases 435 to 1232 code for a protein of 265 amino acids. Gene Ontology annotation, biological process: protein targeting to membrane; peptidyl-L-cysteine S-palmitoylation. NCBI's taxonomy places the organism in Eukaryota, Metazoa, Chordata, Aves, Cuculiformes, Cuculidae. The record is from RefSeq and is a predicted model, not a curated record. Gene Ontology annotation, cellular component: Golgi apparatus; endoplasmic reticulum.